AUGACGGACCCCGACGUGGUGACCGAGGUCCCUGCCGUGCUGAAGCGCCUGGCCAAGUACGUGGUGCGGGGCUUUUACGGCCUGGAACAUGCCCUGGCUCUGGACAUCCUGAUCCGGAACCCCUGCGUCAAGGAGGAGGACAUGCUGGAGCUGCUUAAAUUCGACCGCAAGCAGCUGCGAGCCGUGCUGAGCACUCUAAAGGGGGACAAGUUUAUUAAAAGCCGAAUGCGCGUGGAGACCGCCAGCGACGGGAAGACCACCCGGCACAACUACUACUUCAUCAACUAUAAACUGCUGGUCAAUGUAGUCAAAUACAAGCUGGACCACAUGAGGCGGAGGAUCGAGACGGACGAGCGGGACUCCACCAACAGGGCGUCCUUCAAAUGUCCCAACUGCUGCAGCGCGUUCACCGAUCUGGAGGCCAACCAGCUGUUUGAUCCCAUGACAGGCACUUUCCGCUGCACGUUCUGCCAGACGGAGGUGGAGGAGGACGAGUCGGCCAUGCCGAAGAAGGACGCCCGCACCCUGGUGGCUCGAUUCAACGAGCAGAUCGAGCCCAUAUACGCCUUGCUGAGGGAGACGGAGGACAUCAACCUGGCCUACGAGAUCCUGGAGCCAGAGCCCACCGAGAUCCCGGGUCUCAGACAGAGUAAGGAGAGGAACGCGUCGGCAGCGGCCGGAGCGUCGGGGCCGCAGCGGGAAGCAUGGAGCACCAAGGGCCCCUCGUACGACAAUCUGUACACGCAGGACGUGGUCAUCAGCAUGGAGGAGCAGGAGGACCUGCAGAGGGCGGCCGCCGAGGGCAAGCCGGUCAAGGAGAGACCCAUCUGGCUGAGGGAGAGCACGGUCCAGGGGGCUUACAGCGACGCCAGCGACCUCAAAGACGGCACAAUGGACACAAACGCCUUCCAGGACCAGGAAGAGAGCCGCCCCGUGGCUGACGAAGACGAGGAGGUGAUGCAGGCUCUGCUCAUUCAUGAGAAGAAGAGCGCUGCCUCGGCGGCGGGGGCCGCGGCGGCCGCAGCAUCCAGCACGGUCGCAGGCAGCGAUUCGGACAGCGACACCAGUGAGUCGGACCAGGACAGCCCAGCAGCGCGCCACCCCGUGAUUCCUUCUUCCCGUCAGUAUGAAGUAGAUGAUGACGACGACGACGAGUUUGAAGAGAUAGCCGCCGAUCCGACGGUGACUGUCGGGGGGCGCCCGUUCCCGUACAGCCAGGUGAGCCAGCGGCCGGAGCUCGUGGCGCAGAUGACGCCCCAGGAGAAGGACGCCUACAUAGAAAUGGGGAAGAAGAUGUUUGAGGCCUUGUACGACUGAGUGGUUGCUGUGACGAUGGACUGUUACAGAGGCGGCCCGGG
Molecule: messenger RNA, 1358 nt
Organism: Spea bombifrons (plains spadefoot toad)
Lineage: Eukaryota; Metazoa; Chordata; Amphibia; Anura; Pelobatidae
Gene: GTF2E1
Product: general transcription factor IIE subunit 1
Exons: 4
Coding region: 1-1317 (438 amino acids)
Biological process (GO): transcription open complex formation at RNA polymerase II promoter; transcription initiation at RNA polymerase II promoter
Cellular component (GO): transcription factor TFIIE complex
Source: RefSeq, a predicted model, not a curated record